AGCGCGAUCCGCUCGCUCUCUAAAUUUUUCGUAGAGAGAUCUAAAAAAAAAUCCUUUUUGGAAUGCAGAAUUGUUAAAUCUUCGAGGUUUAAACUGGAUUUUUUUCACCUUCUAGUCUGUAGUUUGAAUAGGGUUAGGGCUAAAAUUCCGAACUUUCUCUCCUCGGAGAUGGUACAAUCUCCACUUCAGUGCUUCAAUGGAAACUAGGGUUUUGCGGUUAAUUUUCUGUUAACAGUUUUUUUUUUUCCUGAGAAAGUGACUGAAAAUGUCAGGAUCUGAGACAGGAUUGAUGGCGGCGAACAGAGAAUCAAUGCCAUUUCCGAUGAGUCUCCACCAGCAGCUCAAUCAAGCUCCGCCGCAGCAGCACAAUCAAGCUCCGCCGCAGCAGCACAACCAAGCUCCGCCGCAGCAGCAGCACAAUCAACUUCCGCCGCCGCAGCACAAUCAACUUCCGCCGCCGCAGCAGUCUCAGAACAUGCAAUUGUCCUUCGCCGGCGGCGCCGAUGGAACCGCCGUCUACAAGCCGACGAGCUCGUCGCUGUCACCACCGCCGGGGUACCAACACCACUCAGCCGGCGCCGGGAAUCCUGCCCUGAACAUGAACGUGCCCGUUUCCAUGACCGGAAGUGAGCCUGUGAAGAAGAGGAGAGGUAGGCCGAGGAAAUACGGCCCGGAAAGCGGAAUGUCGCUGGGUUUGAUUCCCGGAGCUUCAUCUUUCUCAGUCGGCCAACCAAGUGGCUCCGGCGUCUCCGGCGUCUCCGGCGUCUCCGGCGGCUCCGGCGGAGGAACCCCGGCUACUGUGAAGAAGAUGAGAGGACGAGCUGCUGGUUCUAGCCAAAGGGACAAGCUUGAUGCUUUAGGCUCGACAGGAGUCGGAUUUACGCCUCAUGUGAUGACCGUGAGGGCUGGAGAGGAUAUCGCAUCGAAGAUAAUGGGGUUCUCUCAAAAUGGGCCACGCACUGUGUGUGUCCUGUCUGCUAAUGGAGCUGUCUCCAACGUGACUCUUCGCCAGUCCGCUACAUCCGGUGGAACUGUUACAUAUGAGGGGAGAUUUGAGAUUCUGUCUUUAACGGGCUCGUUCCUUCUGCUGGAGAACAAUGGUCACAAAAGCAGGAUGGGAGGUCUUAGUGUGACCUUGUCGGCUCCGGAUGGUAAUGUCUUAGGUGGUUGUGUAUCUGGACUUCUGAUUGCAGCAUCACCUGUUCAGAUUGUGGUUGGGAGUUUCAUACCAGACGGGCAGAAAGAAGAAAAACAAGAUGGGGGACAAGUGGAACGAUCGUCACUCACAAUACCGCGUGUGGCCUCAACUCAGGUUGUGAACACUCCGAGUAGCCCGCAAGCUCGAGGCACAAUGAGUGAGCCAUCUGGUGGAGGACAUGAAAGCACUGGAGGACCUUACAACAACACCAACCUCUCCAUGCCCUGGAAGUAGAGCAUUUGUCGUCUUAAGAACCAACAAACCUUUUUAUUAUUAGAAUUGAUGAUUCAUUUCUUGUAGUUUUAGGGUUUUUAGUUGGCUGUCCAGACAAGGAAAAUUUUAAUAUCUUUAACCUGUUUUGUUGUGUUUAUGUGGUUUUUUCAUUUUUAGAACUUUGAGUUGUUCAAAAAUUGGAAUCUCCUGAUUAAUGUAAUCUUUCUUUUAUUUCAAA
Molecule: messenger RNA, 1649 nt
Organism: Eutrema salsugineum
Lineage: Eukaryota; Viridiplantae; Streptophyta; Magnoliopsida; Brassicales; Brassicaceae
Product: AT-hook motif nuclear-localized protein 10
Exons: 5
Coding region: 266-1432 (388 amino acids)
Molecular function (GO): minor groove of adenine-thymine-rich DNA binding
Source: RefSeq, a predicted model, not a curated record